Molecule: messenger RNA, 2208 nt
Organism: Wallemia mellicola CBS 633.66
Lineage: Eukaryota; Fungi; Basidiomycota; Wallemiomycetes; Wallemiales; Wallemiaceae
Product: MCM-domain-containing protein
Exons: 3
Coding region: 22-2208 (728 amino acids)
Biological process (GO): DNA replication initiation; DNA replication; double-strand break repair via break-induced replication
Cellular component (GO): nucleus; MCM complex
Molecular function (GO): single-stranded DNA helicase activity; DNA replication origin binding; 3'-5' DNA helicase activity
Source: RefSeq, a predicted model, not a curated record
GCGACUUCUCACCAAACCACGAUGUCAGGCUUUGAUAAGGGCGCGAUUUACACGACGGCUGUAUUGCCAGCUGACGCGAACUCUUCCGAUAGAGCUCCUUCUUCCUUGGAGAGAGACUUCAGUAGCUUUAUCAACAACUUCAGACUGGGCGACGACUUUAUAUACAGAGAUAACCUCAGAUCGAGUUUGUUAGCAAAGGUUUACGCGUUGGAGGUCUCUAUAAACCAUUUACUGCUCUACAAUGAAGAUCUCGGUUACUUACUCUCGCAAAAACCAGCUGAUUUACUUCCUAUUCUCGAAGUUGCAGUCACUAGAAUCGCCAAAACAUUAGUAAAUCCAUUACAAUCUGAUACAGAUAGUAUACAUAUACCAACUAUACAAAUAUCCUUAAAAUCUCAAUCAAAUUUAGUUCAUUUUAGGGAUCUAAACGCUGACACGGUAUCGAAAUUAGUCAGAAUACCUGGUAUCGUUAUAAGCGCGUCAACUCUCUCAAGUAGGGCUAUAAACCUUCACAUUAUGUGUAGAAGUUGUAGAAGUACAAAGAAUUUAAACGUUAGUGGUGGUUGGGGUACAAUAAACUUACCACGCAAGUGUGAUGCUGAAGUACCAGCUGGACAACCCAAGGAAUGUCCAAUUGAUCCAUACACGAUUGUUCACGAUAAGUGCAAGUAUAUCGAUCAACAGACUGUCAAAUUGCAAGAAGCACCGGAUAUGGUACCAGUUGGUGAACUUCCUCGUCAUUUACUCUUAAAUUUGGACAGAUACUUAACCGCGAAAGUAGUACCAGGUUCUCGGGUUAUUGCUACCGGUAUUUACUCAACUUUCCAAGCUUCGAAGCAGAAGGGACAGGCACCUGCACUUCGUCAGCCAUACAUUCGUGUCGUUGGCCUUGAAGUAGAUUCAGCUCACGCUACAUCCGGCGCAGGAGGCCGUGGAAAGUCAUUUACACCAGAGGAGGAAGAGGAAUUCUCAAAGCUUUCUCAAUUUCCAAACCUUUAUGAACGUUUCGCAAGCAGCAUUGCACCAUCUAUUUACGGUAAUCUAGAUAUUAAGAAGGCAGUCGCUUGUCUCUUGUUCGGAGGUAGUAAGAAGAUUCUACCAGAUGGAAUGAGAUUGAGAGGUGAUAUAAACGUCUUACUUUUAGGUGAUCCAGGUACUGCCAAAUCCCAACUUUUGAAAUUCGUAGAGAAAGUAUCACCAAUAGCUGUAUACACUUCUGGUAAAGGUUCCUCGGCUGCUGGUUUAACAGCUUCUGUUCAACGUGAUACAGUUUCUAGAGAUUUCUACCUCGAGGGUGGUGCUAUGGUACUUGCAGAUGGUGGUGUCGUCUGUAUUGAUGAGUUUGACAAAAUGAGAGAUGAAGAUAGAGUUGCAAUUCACGAGGCUAUGGAACAACAAACUAUAUCCAUCGCUAAAGCCGGUAUUACUACUAUUUUGAACAGUAGGACGUCCGUUUUGGCAGCUGCUAAUCCAAUUUUCGGUAGAUACGACGAUAUGAAGAGUCCAGGCGAGAAUAUUGACUUCCAGACGACGAUUUUGUCGAGAUUUGACAUGAUUUUCAUUGUCAAGGAUGAACACAACGAGAGCAGAGAUAGGACGAUAGCUAAGCACGUCAUGAACCUGCACGCCGGACGUCAAAAUGAGGAAAGUAGCGCGGGUAGUGAAAUUGAUCUUGACAAGAUGAAACGCUAUGUUAUGUUUUGCAAGAGUCGCUGCGCACCAAGGUUGUCUAACGAAGCAUCUGAAAAACUCUCAUCUCACUUUGUUUCACUUAGGAAAGAAGUACAACAAGUUGAGAAAGAUAAUGAUGAGAGAUCAUCCAUCCCAAUCACAGUCCGUCAAUUAGAAGCUAUUAUACGUAUAUCCGAGUCAUUGGCAAAGAUGAGACUCUCCACGCAAGUCCAUGAGCAUGAUGUCGAGGAAGCUAUAAGACUUUUCAAAUUCUCUACCAUGGAUGCUGUAUCAGCAGGUAAUGUCGAAGGUAUGACACGCGGAGAGUUAAUGGAUGAAGUACACAAAAUUGAACGUGAAGUUCGUCGCAGAUUACCAAUCGGUUGGUCGACUUCCUAUAGCACUCUCGUUCGUGAAUUCUGUUCUCAGCAAGGAUUCUCUCAACAUGCACUUGAAAGGACACUUUUCAUUCUUGACAAGAAGGAAGUCAUCAGGUUUAGCAAUCAGAAGAAAGUAGUUAUCCGUACUGGUGUGUAA